Molecule: messenger RNA, 1725 nt
Organism: Spea bombifrons (plains spadefoot toad)
Lineage: Eukaryota; Metazoa; Chordata; Amphibia; Anura; Pelobatidae
Gene: STING1
Product: stimulator of interferon response cGAMP interactor 1
Exons: 8
Coding region: 1-1668 (555 amino acids)
Biological process (GO): autophagosome assembly; reticulophagy; innate immune response
Cellular component (GO): autophagosome; endoplasmic reticulum membrane
Molecular function (GO): 2',3'-cyclic GMP-AMP binding; cyclic-di-GMP binding
Source: RefSeq, a predicted model, not a curated record
AUGGUUACCAUAGAUCUGAAGGAUGCCUAUCUCCAUGUUCCUAUUGUGGUGACAUCCAGAAACUUCCUCAAGUUUGCCGGAUGGAACGGGACAAAAAUUUGUCACUUCCAGUUGACGUCUCUCCCUUAUUUUCACAAAGAUUUUAACAUCUAUUGCUGCAGCUCUACGAGAGAAUGGAGUCACGGUCGUACCUUACCUGGGCGAUUGGCUCAUCAAAGCCAGCUCGGCUCAAGAUCUUCUCUCACACCUCAGUUUUAUGAUCCGAUUCUUGGGGUAACACGGCUAGAUUAUAAACCAAAAGAAAUCCAACUUUAUUCCAACAACAAAGAUCCAGUGGUUGGGACUGAUAGUGGAUUCCAACUCUUUGCGCUUCCAUCUCCCACGUUCAAAGAUCAAGAGUGUGAGGAAACAAGUUUCCACCUUGCAAUAAAACCCAACCUGUUCUUGCAGAAGGGCUAUGAACAUCCUGGGCACUCUAACAGCUUGUAUCUCAGCAUUCUAAGAUUUGGACUUCCAGAGAUCGACCGUAUGGCAACCAGACACAUCAGCAAACUUCCAGUUUUUGCAUCUCUGUACAGACAGGACAGCCCUCUAAUGAAUUUGAAAAUAGUAAGAAACAAGACUUGCAAGAGGCAGAUCAUACCAAACCCAAGAGGAUACAGAGCUACGAAAACAGCCUGCCUGCUUGCUGUAAUAUGCACUAUCAUUCUGUACAUUUUUGGAAUUGGAAAUUACACCAUUGUUCAGCUUGUAUACAGCACAGCAGUGUAUUUACUUAUGGUCAAGAGCUGGUAUUUUGUAAAAAAUAUAUGUGAGUUUUUUGAAGAAGUUUUCCACAUGGAUACCAGGUACAAUGGUGACCUUGGGAGAGUUCUUAUAGCAAGUUUCAACACAAAAAAUUUGCCUUUUGUGAUUGUAUCUUCUAUUUUGUGUUGCAUAUUUUAUGAAGAGGAAUUGUUGCCCAGUUUUCCAAUAGUAGUCUCAUUUCUCCUCUUUCUUCUAUCAAAUAUUUUAGCCUGGCUUCUUGGGAUUCAGGAUCCUACAUCAGCAGUUAUUUCUGAAAUCACUGAAAAUAAACAGUUGAAUGUUGCACAUGGGCUAGCAUGGUCCUAUUAUAUUGGAUAUUUAAAGUUUGUUUUACCAGCAUUAAAAGAUUCAAUACAAAAAUUUAACAACGACAACAACAACUUACUUAAGUUUCCAGAAAUAUGCAAGUUGCAUAUCUUGAUACCAUUAAGCUGCAAGAUGUAUGGAGAUUUAAAAGAGGCUGAUGAAAAUAUAACAUUUUUCAAAGCAAUACCGCCACUUUAUAAGGAUCGUGCUGGAAUCAAAGGACGUGUCUUUAAAAAUAACGUGUAUCGCAUUUUGGAUGAAGACCACAGGCCAUAUUACUGUAUAGUAGAAUAUGCUACCCCACUGGCAUCACUACAUCAAAUGUCAGAUAUUGCCAGUGCAGCCUUCAGUGCAGAAGAUCGAAUUCAACAAGCAAAACUUUUUUAUCGCACUUUAAAGGACAUCUUGGAAAAUUCACUUGAAUGCCGGAAUAGCUUCAGAUUAGUAAUUUAUGAAGAUGAUGAAGCACAGGAGCCACAUAUUUUAUCCAAAGAAAUACUGAAACAUUUAAAACAACAACAUUCUGAAGAAUAUGACCUUAUUCAGGAAAAUUAACAUUCAUUGAAAGAAAAUUGUGUGUUUUAAAUUAACUUGUCUAUGCAAAAAGACACU